Molecule: messenger RNA, 1395 nt
Organism: Propithecus coquereli (Coquerel's sifaka)
Lineage: Eukaryota; Metazoa; Chordata; Mammalia; Primates; Indriidae
Gene: RHEB
Product: Ras homolog enriched in brain
Exons: 8
Coding region: 430-984 (184 amino acids)
Biological process (GO): small GTPase-mediated signal transduction
Cellular component (GO): plasma membrane
Molecular function (GO): GTP binding; GTPase activity; GDP binding
Source: RefSeq, a predicted model, not a curated record
GGCGUAAUUAAAAAGCGGCGGAAGAAGGUGGGAGGGUCAUGACGCAGCGAGUUUUAGUCGUGACUUUUCCGGGGGCUUCUCGGCGUCCUCUUUUUUUCCCUUUAAAGUAAAACGUCGCCCCAACGCAUCCCCCAACGCACUUCGGGGGGCGGAGGCGGCCGGCCGCGGCAGGGGGAGGGGCGGCGUGACGUGGGCCGGGGGGCCGGUCGCGGCGGGGCGGUCACGUGGGCGUGUUGUGGGGGGAGGGGCGCCGUCGCGCGGUCGGUUCCGGGCGGUUGGGAGCGCGCGAGCCAGCGAGAGGCAGCCGCGCCCGCCGCCGCCCCUCUCUGUAUGUCGCUGUGCCCCGGCGCGGCCGCCGCGGAUCGCAGCAGCAGGAGCCGCCGCCGCCGCGGUUGAUGUGGUUGGGCCGGGGCUGAGGAGGCCGCCAAGAUGCCGCAGUCCAAGUCCCGGAAGAUCGCGAUCCUGGGCUACCGGUCUGUGGGGAAAUCCUCAUUGACGAUUCAGUUUGUUGAAGGCCAAUUUGUUGACUCCUACGAUCCAACCAUAGAAAACACUUUCACAAAGUUGAUCACAGUAAAUGGACAAGAAUAUCAUCUUCAGCUUGUAGACACAGCUGGACAAGAUGAAUAUUCCAUCUUUCCUCAGACAUACUCCAUAGAUAUUAACGGUUACAUACUUGUGUAUUCUGUUACAUCAAUCAAAAGUUUUGAAGUAAUUAAAGUUAUCCACGGCAAAUUGUUGGAUAUGGUGGGGAAAGUACAAAUACCUAUUAUGUUGGUCGGGAAUAAGAAAGACCUGCAUAUGGAAAGGGUGAUCAGUUAUGAAGAAGGGAAAGCUUUGGCAGAAUCUUGGAAUGCAGCUUUUUUGGAAUCUUCUGCUAAAGAAAAUCAGACGGCUGUUGAUGUUUUUAGAAGGAUAAUUUUGGAGGCAGAAAAAAUUGAUGGGGCAGCUUCACAAGGAAAGUCUUCGUGCUCAGUGAUGUGAUCAUGCUGCAGGACCUGAGGACGCCGGGAAUAUAUUCUACCUGAGGAAGCAAACUGCCCGUUAUCCUUUAAGAAACUAUGCUUCAUUUCUCUUCUGUUAACCUGAAAGACAUCAUUUGGGUCAGAGCUUCCCCUGCCCCUUUCAGAUUAUGUUAAACUCUGACUCUGUCCAAAUGAGUUCACUUCCAUUUUCAAAUUUUAAGCAAUCAUAUUUUCAAUUUAUAUAUUGUAUUUCUUAAUAUUAUGACCAAGAAUUUUAUCGACAUUAAUUUUUCAGCGUAGUUUGUUGUUUAAAAUAAUGUAAUCAUCAAAAUGAUACAUAUUGUUACACUACUAUUAACUAGGCUUCAAUAUAUCAGUGUUUAUUUCAUUGUGUUAAAUGUAUACUUGUAAAUAAAAUAGCUGCAAACCU